Alternaria burnsii is the source of this 318-nucleotide messenger RNA. RefSeq lists its product as uncharacterized. Lineage: Eukaryota; Fungi; Ascomycota; Dothideomycetes; Pleosporales; Pleosporaceae. The transcript has 2 exons. Bases 1 to 318 code for a protein of 105 amino acids. The record is from RefSeq and is a predicted model, not a curated record.
AUGCGACGCUGGAGACGGACGACCCUUCAGGGCGCACUCGUGAAGUUCGCUGCCGUGCAAGACAUCAAGGAAGGCCUCGUUCAUGGCCAGGUCAUGGGUCACAAAGAACGCGGUGCGUUCACACAGAUUCAGAAGGAGAAGCUGACGGUGGCAGGCACCCCAAGCUCGAACGAGACGGGCGAAAUUGCGGCGUUGAAUGCCGCACAUGGGCUCAACCUCCCAAGCUUUGAAGGCGCUGGUGUCAUGGAGGAAGGCAGGCAUAGUAGUGGUUGGGGUGGAAACGUUGGUGAUGUUGACGGUGGGGAUUCGUGUGACUGA